CCUCUUUCUUGGUUUCUUAUCAAUGCAGGUACCUGAUUCUUUUGAACUUGAUUCUAAAGAUGACGAAGAAAGUCCACUGUUGGAAACAAUUAGGAGCAAAUGCAUCACUCAACUACUACUGCUAGGUGCUAUCGACAGUAUUCAGAAGAAAUACUGGAGCAAAUUAAAUGCUACCCAGAAGAUUACUGUGAUGGACAUUUUGCUGUCUGUUUUGGAGUUUGCUGCUUCGUUUAACUCAUAUUCAAACCUCAGACUGCGUAUGCAUCAUAUUCCUGCGGAAAGGCCACCUUCAAAUCUUCUUCGCCAAGAAUUUGCUGGAACUUGCAUUUAUUUGGAUGUCUUGCAGAGGACAACUUCAGCUUUUGAUACCGACAGAGUGGAACCUAUGGACAGUAAUAGUUUCUGUGAUAACCGUGUGACUGAAGUCCAUAUUCCAACCUAUCCUGAAAAUUCCAAUGUAGAAGAAGGUGUUGAAGGCAUAGCAGAAGAGAAACUGGUGUCUUUCUGUGGACAGAUUCUGAAGGAAGCAUCUGACCUCCAGUCUGGCACAGGGGAAGCUAAUGUGGAUGUUCAUCGAGUGCUAGAGUUACGUUCUCCAAUUAUUGUUAAGGUUCUUAACGGGAUGUGCAUUAUGAACCGUCAGAUAUUCAGGAAACAUCUGAGGGAGUUCUAUCCCUUGAUCACCAAACUUGUAUGCUGUGACCAGAUGGAUGUUCGUGGAGCUCUUGGUGAUCUCUUCAAAACACAACUUGCUACUCUCUUACCAUAGUAAUGGCUGCACACUUGUUUAGGAGUCUUCUUCCAGUUUGGGGCUUAAGCAGUUCUGACAGCAUGCUGGACAAGGCAGUUCUCCACUGUGAAACUGAAAGAUCUCAUCUCAUUUUUGCUGGUAGGCUGGCAUUGAGACCAAAAAUAAAUGACUGAAUAAAGAAAGAAACCAAGUCCCUUUGACCAGAAGGCAGGAUGUAUCAAUGAUGCUAUCUUUCCAGAGUUCUUUCAUGUUUUUUGGAGGAUCAGAUAGGCUGGUAUAGGUACUAGUUGGUGGUUUGGAGAACCCCUUAUAUAAAGAAUGCUACCAUGAACCCAAUUCUUCAGAUUUUGUAUCCGUGAACCCGAAGAUGAUAAUAUAAUUCUUUAUAGGGAGGGUUUGCUACAAUGCCAGUGUGCACUUUUCCGCAUUAAUGGGGAGGGGGGGAGUUGUGAAUCGUCCAAUAGGGGGCAUUUAAUGAGAGGGUGUGCGGUCCACGGGUGAGAUGUGAGGGUGUGUGCAAGAAUUUUCACUUGUAUUGCUUGCGUCCUUUCCCAUAUUCUUCUAUACUAUUUUUGUAGUUUUUUCAUGUAAAAUCAAUGCAUAUUGAUAUCCUCAA
This is a messenger RNA of Macadamia integrifolia, 1367 nucleotides long. RefSeq names its product brefeldin A-inhibited guanine nucleotide-exchange protein 5-like. NCBI's taxonomy places the organism in Eukaryota, Viridiplantae, Streptophyta, Magnoliopsida, Proteales, Proteaceae. The record is from RefSeq and is a predicted model, not a curated record. The coding region runs from base 23 to 769 and encodes 248 amino acids. The transcript is spliced from 5 exons.